AUGAAGAAGGCGAAGGUAGCGCGACUGACGGGAGCUGCGAACUUUCGCGAUCUACAGCGCCGCGCAACUCACUCCAUCCGCGCUGACCGAAAUGCGCCUUCGCCGAAGAGACUGAGCGUGCGGCAGCCUGUGGCGACUCUCGCAAACUCUACCAGUUGGGUGGCUUCCGCCCGGGCAGAGGCUGUGUUGAUCAGAUCUUCAGCCUGUGGCGCAUACCAGCAACCAACAGUCCUCUGCUUCGUCGACUUUGCGGCUGCUUUCGACUCCGUUGAUAGAGACUCACUCUGGCGUAUCAUGGAGGCCGAUGGCAUGCCCGCUAAACUCUUUCGUCUCAUCAAGGUCUACUACCGGUCGACGCGAGCUCGUGUUCGUGCUUAUGAUACACUCCUUAGUUUUCCCUUAUAUCUUCACCUUGUCUCUCUCUUUGUCACUAUAGAAAUCGCCGUUUCUUUCUCUUCCAUAUUAUUCGUUUGCAGACUCAGAAUAUUUCUUAAACAAAAAGCAAACGAACAGGAAGUUUCAACUUUCUUCAUUCACAGAACUGUUGGCUACACCGACAUGAAUUAG
Molecule: messenger RNA, 567 nt
Organism: Acanthosepion pharaonis
Lineage: Eukaryota; Metazoa; Mollusca; Cephalopoda; Sepiida; Sepiidae
Source: the annotation of a GenBank genome assembly